Messenger RNA from Triticum dicoccoides, 756 nucleotides. Its product is annotated as cytochrome c1 2, heme protein, mitochondrial-like. The record is from RefSeq and is a predicted model, not a curated record. Lineage: Eukaryota; Viridiplantae; Streptophyta; Magnoliopsida; Poales; Poaceae. Gene Ontology annotation, molecular function: electron transfer activity; heme binding. The coding region runs from base 152 to 583 and encodes 143 amino acids. The transcript is spliced from 3 exons.
ACGACCCACUCACCACACCACACCACACUUAUCUGCAGAGUGAGCCGCCGCAGCAGCGCCCGCUCGCAGACACGCUAUCCACCUCCAACCACGCCGGCGGCCACACGCACAGACGCACUUGCGCCGGAGCUCAGGUGAGGCGAACGUUCCAAUGGCGGCCGCGCCGACGGGGGUAGCGUGCCCGGUCUACCCGUGGCCGAGCGACGCGGCGCAGCGCGGGGCCAAGGUGUUCAUGCAGAGCGACUGCGCGGCGUGCCACUCCGCGCUCCCCUACGCCGGCCUCCGGGGAGCCGCGGUGCCGGGCCAGGACGCGGUGGCCAGGACGGCCGAGAUCCUCGUCGCCGAGGAGGCGCGGCCGGCCGGGAUGACGACGACGCCGCUCCAUGGCGGCGCCGCCGCGCAGACGCCGGACCUCGCCACCGUCGCCACAAGAAUCCAGGGCGGGCUGCGGUGCAACCUCUACUCCGCCGGGACGGCGGCGACGCCCGUUAGGGCGAUGCUCGCCGGCGGCGCCGCGGCGUGCCAGGAGCUCAAGAAGAGCCCCGUCUGGCUGCAGUUUGCCCAGGCUUUCCAGGCGGCUUGACGGGAUGGACCCAUCUUCAGUGACACGACCUGCUAUGCCCAAGCUUGCCUCAUCUCUGUGUCCAAGAUGUAUGUCUGUAACAUAUGUAUAAAUCACAUCACAUUGCACCUUGUGCUGGAUCAAGUAGCAUCGAAAUAAAGCACUCCUGUGCAGCCGUUCCAAGUUAAAUUCAA